AGGCAGUGGUGUAGUCCAGGGUAUACGCGGGUAUACGGCGUAUACCCACUUAUUUUUCAGUCAGCAUUGCGUAUACCCACUUCUAAACCCCCCCAGAUGCGCACCAUUCAGUAGUAUCUGAAAGCGAAAUCGCCCACUUUUCCCCGGUGAAGCCAUGACCCACGCGCUACUCUGCCACUUAUCGGCUCGCUGUACUGAUUAGUUUGUUUAACUGUAGGCAUGACGACGAAUGAGCCAAUCGGAGGGAGAGAAAGGCGGGUCAUGCCGUAGUAAUAUAGUAAAUAUCGCAAAAGACAAAUUUACAUAGCUAGUAUACUUUUACAAGUUUACUUUAAAUGGUUUUCUAUAAUAAUCCGGUAAAAUGAAGCGAGCUAUCCAAACAAAAAUUUCAUUUGACAAUUUCAAACGUCCUCGCGAAUCAAUAUUAGCCAGCAGCUCAACAGUUAAUGUUAGCGAUCGUACACCGGUACAGUUACCGUCGACGCCCGCUCUGCCCCCCGCCCCCGUCGGAGAGGAGGCUGUCAGUGAAGGAGAUGCUGCCUCUCCGCCCACAGCCAAAGAUGCCGGUACAACUUCGGAUGAAGACGUCAACUACGGUAGGUGGGCGUGGGCCUUUUUUUGUUGGGGGGGGGGGGGGGGGUAAUAAAUAAAACGAAAGGGAUUAUGCAACUUUACACUUUCAAAUGGGUUUUGGUCAUUGUUUCCCUUGUAGCCCGUUAUUCAAUCACUUUAGUUAUUUUAUUACCUGUAAUUCAAUAAUUUUUGUUGUUUUUCUGUAGACAUUAAUAAUGACUGGCCAGACUUGUGGACUGCCAAACAAAAAGAAGAUUUUAAAUGCAAGAACCCCUGGUUGGGAUCCAAAAACAAAAAAAUGGGAUGUCUGGUCUGUAGCAGUGUGAACUCCAUUGGGAUCAACAAGGAGCAAGGUGUAUCACUCUCAAGAGAAUGGAUGAACUUUGAAAUUCAAGUGUCUGGCCAGGGAAGUAGAACAACAAGUCUGUCUGUCUUGAGAAAUAAGGUGAGGAAACAUGCUUUGUCCAAGGCCCACACUCAGGCAGUGAACGUGGCAGAGCAACAGGACAAAGCUGCCAUUGAGAAUGCAAUGGAGGUUAUGACUGAGUCCUACAUGAAGGAAACUGAAGCCGUGUUUCGAACAGCCUACCAUAUUGCCAAAAAAAACCGACCCUUUUCUGACCAUGAGAGCCUCAUCGAGCUGCAGGAACUGAAUGGUCUAAAAAUGGGCACAAUACUUCAUUCACGUUACAGUGCAACACAAAUAAUACAACAUGUUGCCAGUGAGAUGCAGAGCAAAAUUGUCAGUAACAUUAUAGCAUCAUCCAGUAAGUUGGCUGUCCUAAUUGACGAGGCAUCUUCUUUAAGUCACAAAGCUGUCAUGACAGUUUCAAUUAAAGCAUCAAUUCAAGAAGAAAGCCCUGAGUUCAUAUUCAUUGAACUUGUUGAACUGGAAAAUCAGAGAGCAGAUGGCAUAGAACAGGCGUUACUCACCUGUUUAACUAAUGCUGGCUUUACAGAAGAGUGGCUACAUGAAAACUGGGUAACAUUUGUAUCUGAUGGAGCCAGUGUCAUGUUAGGAAAGAAGUCAGGAGUAGCAACCAGGCUGACCUCGAGAUUCCCGAAGCUUUUUGUAUGGCACUGCAUGAACCAUAGACUUGAACUCGCUGUGUCUGAUGCAGUUGAUGAGGUAAACUCUGUCAAUCAUUUCAAAACUUUUAUCCAGAAGCUAUAUUCUGUGUAUAGUAUGUCAAACAAAAAUGAGCGUGAACUCAAAAAUGCAGCAGCUGAAGUAGGCUCACAACUUCUUCGCAUUGGCAGAAUCUUGGAUGUACGCUGGGUGGCCAGUAGCUUUCGGACUGUUCGUGCUGUUUGGACAUCCCUGGGAGCUCUUGUGCAGCACUUUAAAAAUGCUUGCUGUGAUGAGACAAGGUCCACCAAAGACAGGCAAAUGUACAGAGGUUUACUAGACCGUGUUCAAAGUCCAGAAUUUAUUUGUGACCUUGGGCUCAUGUAUGACACACUCCAUGAACUAAGUCUCCUGUCACAGGAGCUUCAGUCUCGUUCGAUAACUCUGCUCAGAGCUGAGCAUCUGCUGAAACGCUCAAUCAGAGUGAUCCAGUCAUUCAAAGAGAGUCCAGGUGAGAAAUAUAGUGAGGCUUUAGAAGCAAAAAAGACUGGGGAGUAUCGGUCUACAACACUGAAAACAAUGGCAAAGCUGAGGUCUAUCAAUCCAGGCCAGUUCUUACAAAGCCUUGUGAACAAUCUGGAGAAACGCUUGUCUUUUGAGGAUGAGACCAUCAAGGACCUCAGCAUCCUUGAUCAGAGUAAAUGGCCAUCAAAGCCCAGCAUCCGCCAUGGUGAAGAACAAAUUAAGCGACUGUGCAAGCGAUUUAACCUGUGCACAGACCAAGCACUGAAUGGGAUGCGGGACCUACUGGAACAGCCCACUAGUGAGCCCAAGGAUCUAAAACCACUCAUGAACUGUAUGAAAACAUUCCCUGUCAGUACAGCAGAGUGUGAGAGGAACUUUAGCCUUAUGAACAAUAUAAGCUCAGACAAAAGGGCUGUCCUACUGAUCUCAAACAUAUCAAACUUGAUGAUGAUUAAUAUCAACGGCCCGCCUACUUCCAAGUUUGAUCCUAGAAAGUAUACAAGGACCUGGUUGAAGAGCCAUCGUGCUGCCUCUUCUGUGCGUUCUAGACAGUGCAGUGUGAAAACUCCUGCAGAAAGCAGGUCUGUCUGGAAUAUACUGUAGAUCAUGGUUAGAAACCCAGUACUGGGCUCAGAGAGCAUAUCACUAUUGAUGUGUUGUAAAUGCAUUUAUAUUUUUUCUUUGUAAACUAAAUAUUGUUGUUUUGUUACAUAUUGUUUUGUUGAAUAAUUUGAAAGAUGAUGUUCAAUCAUCAUAUGAUAUUUAUGUAUAUAUUGAUAUUGUACAUAUCUAACGAGAUGAUUGUUGUGGAAGAGAAAUAAUCUAAUGUUUAAUCUAAGGUGAAAUAUGAAUAAGGAUGCAUUGUCAAAAGUAGUAUGUUAUUUAAAUAAAUGUUCAAAAAAUUA
Gadus morhua (Atlantic cod) is the source of this 3072-nucleotide messenger RNA. Its product is annotated as E3 SUMO-protein ligase KIAA1586-like. The coding region runs from base 872 to 2770 and encodes 632 amino acids. The record is from RefSeq and is a predicted model, not a curated record. The transcript has 2 exons. NCBI's taxonomy places the organism in Eukaryota, Metazoa, Chordata, Actinopteri, Gadiformes, Gadidae.